Botrytis porri is the source of this 1686-nucleotide messenger RNA. RefSeq lists its product as uncharacterized. The record is from RefSeq and is a predicted model, not a curated record. Gene Ontology annotation, biological process: protein ubiquitination. The transcript has 3 exons. Gene Ontology annotation, molecular function: zinc ion binding; ubiquitin protein ligase activity. The coding region runs from base 1 to 1686 and encodes 561 amino acids. Lineage: Eukaryota; Fungi; Ascomycota; Leotiomycetes; Helotiales; Sclerotiniaceae.
AUGGCGGACCCACGAAGUGCAACUGGUGGCGGCAGACAUUUGGAUGCUACGGGAGAAAGGGAAGUGGUUUACUGCCAUCAAUGCGAGAACGAAUGGUAUCAGGAUGAACAUGGCUUAGUAUGUCCAGCGUGUGAGGGAGAAAUUAUUGAAAUAGUCGAUCCAAAUAGCGACCCUCGUACUGGCAUGGGUAAUUCUCCAGAAAAUGCACCAUUUCGCGAUCUCAAUAACCAUAAUCCUUGGGCCGAUGAUUCAGAUCCGGAAGAAGCGGAUAUUGAAGAACACAUUACACAUGGUCCAGGUGGCUCUAUUUUAAUUUCGCAGACGAUAAGAACGUCCGGACCAGGCCCAUUCGAAGCUAACAGAAUUAUCAAUCGCCAAAGGCGGGCCCCAGGUGGUAAUGAAGGGGACGAUGAUACAAUGCGAGAUUUUCAAAGCAUGCUGGGAAAUCUGUUGGGUCCGAAUUUGAGAGAAGCUCGCACGGGUCGAUCGGGUCAUGAUGACUUGUUCCCGCGCGCCGGAGAAUUUCAUACGGGUGGUGGCGGAGUUGGUGCCGGAAUAGGUGGUCGUCAAGGUCCUCACACUGUUGGUGGUCGAUACACAUUUGAAGGAACGCUUGAAAAUGGUCGAUUAAGGCCAAGAGAUACAAAUGGUCCCCAGGGUCAAGGAGCACCUGUUGAGGAUUUGUCUACACUUAUCUCUCAUCUGUUCUCUCAGAUAGGCGCCGGGCCUGCUGGAGCAGCAGCAGGUGAAGAUGGCGAGGCUCGUCGUCCUGGCAUGCCUCCUGGUGCUAUGGGCUUGCCAGCUCUUCUUCAAUCACUUUUCAAUCAUCCAAAUGCAGUACAUGGCGAUGCUGUGUAUUCGCAAGAAGCAUUUGAUCAAAUCAUGUCACAAUUGAUGGAACAACAUCAACAAUCCAACGCGCCUGGUCCUGCCCCUGCUGACGCCAUCUCCUCCCUUCCAAAGAAGGCUCUCGACGAAAAGAUGCUUGGUCCCGAAGGCAAAGGUGAAUGCAGCGUUUGUAUGGAUGAUGUGUUUAUUAGUACUGAAGUUGUCGUGCUUCCUUGUUCCCACUGGUUCCAUGAGUCUUGCGCCAAUGCCUGGCUCAGCUCCCAUAAUACCUGCCCCAUUUGUCGCAAAGGUAUCGGAGCUGACGAAGCAUCCGCCUCGUCUCCUAGAGGAUCGAGCAAUUCACCAACUUCACAAUCCCCGAGUUCUCCAACUAGCCGCCGUGCUCGUCUUUCUCGACUCAAUUCAGAACAAAAUGACCGAAUGGCCCGAAACGAAGCUCGAUUGGAAUCUAUCAGGAACGGUCGCUUCAUGCCCCUUUCCGGGCCUUCGUCUUUCCAAAGAAGAGAAACAGAAAGGCAGUCGGAGAGAAUGAGGGAAGAUGCACUGGCGGGUAAUUUCUUCAUUAGCCCUACUGCUCAAAGCGAACACAUGCCGGGUUAUUUUCCAAGUAGCACUGCAUCCACACCUCCAGCUUUGGCUAGAAGAGAUUCCGGUAUGAGUGCGGGUGGAAAUGAGCAGGGGAGAGUAUUUGAAAGUUCAACGUCAAGCUUUUCAAGGGAUAGACCGAGGAGUCAGAGAAGUGGGAGUGAUGGUUCGACUAGAGGUGAGGGAGCUGGAAACGGAGGAUUGAGUGGAUGGUUUAGAGAUCGUUGGGGAACCGGUAGGAGGCAGGAAUAG